Molecule: messenger RNA, 927 nt
Organism: Amorphotheca resinae ATCC 22711
Lineage: Eukaryota; Fungi; Ascomycota; Leotiomycetes; Helotiales; Amorphothecaceae
Exons: 4
Coding region: 143-667 (174 amino acids)
Source: RefSeq, a predicted model, not a curated record
CGCAUAGCCUGCAGUGCUGAGCAUCUCCGGUGGUUAAGAAUUGAUCAAGCUCCUGGGUCAAAGAAUUAUAAUCUCCAGUCUUAUUGAGACGGCGAUCAUUGAUUCACUCGUGCCAAUACGGAUUCCAAAAUCAGACAUCGAAAUGUUUGAUAUAGCUGUCCAGCCUCCAACACAAGCUCGACCAGGCGUAAUUCUUUUUCCUCCAGUGGUUGCUCGAGUGCACAGCGAUCCUUACAGGUACGGCGAGCUUUCUCAGAUCUGGGCUGUCGCAACUCUUGUGUACCGUAAUGGUGAGGUCGCCAGCGAACAGCUUGGAGGACAGACCGCGGACUCGGCACAUCCCAUGCCUCAAAGUCUUUGGGAUAAUGGCAAUGGUAAUGGGUCGAGUUCUCAGGGUUGCGGGGCCAACAGAGACCAAGGCUACUUCUAUUUUCCAGACUUGGUGAUUUACCAACCUGGCAGAUAUCGAAUUAGGAUAUCAUUGAUGCGGAUGGCCUACACUUCCGAGUCUCCAGAAGGCAUUGCAUGUGUUGAAGAGAAUGUCGACAGCCACUCCAUAGUUGUCGAGGGGAGCGCGCCACGUCAUGCCAGGCCAAGCACACGAGAACGCGCGAUCCUGCAAAUCCUGAAGAAUGAUGGGCAGAACAUUCCAUCACCACCAUCCUAGACCCCGGCGAUCCGAGAGGUCCUUCCCAUAUGGACUCCCAUAUGCAGAAUAACAAAGGGCUGGUGGAGAAGUGUGCACUUAAGGGCAUGAAAAAAUGAAUUUGAACGACGACUUCCAAGGAGCUGGGACGAUAGACCUUCUUAGUGCAAAAAGGUGCUCUUUCAGAUUGAAAAGACUAUGACAAUACCAUUCUAUGCCAAGGGCAUAAAAACCUGUGGAAUCGAGGGGAAUUGAAGGGAAUGCUGGCCGACAAUCAUAUA